Messenger RNA from Schistocerca serialis cubense, 1350 nucleotides. RefSeq names its product T-related protein-like. Gene Ontology annotation, biological process: cell fate specification; mesoderm formation; heart morphogenesis. Gene Ontology annotation, molecular function: RNA polymerase II cis-regulatory region sequence-specific DNA binding; DNA-binding transcription factor activity, RNA polymerase II-specific. Bases 1 to 1350 code for a protein of 449 amino acids. Gene Ontology annotation, cellular component: nucleus. The record is from RefSeq and is a predicted model, not a curated record. Lineage: Eukaryota; Metazoa; Arthropoda; Insecta; Orthoptera; Acrididae. The transcript has 8 exons.
AUGGCGCAGUCGCACAUCCUGUCCGCCGUGGAGCCCGAGCUGGCCGGCAGGGGCGUGGCCGGCAAGGGCGACCCCUCGGAGCGGGACCUAAGCAUCACGCUGGACGACCGCGAGCUCUGGACCAAGUUCCAGUGCCUCACCAACGAGAUGAUCGUCACCAAGAACGGCAGGAGGAUGUUCCCUGUGGUGAAGGUAACUGCUUCUGGUCUAGAUCCUGCAGCCAUGUACACGGUACUGCUAGAAUUUGUGCAGAUAGAUCCCCACAGAUGGAAGUAUGUGAAUGGUGAAUGGGUACCAGGGGGGAAGGCAGAGGUGCCACCUCCAAAUCCCAUAUACAUUCACCCAGAAUCACCCAACUUUGGUGCUCACUGGAUGAAAGAGCCCAUUUCAUUUGCAAAGGUUAAGCUCACAAACAAGACAGAUGGAAAUGGACAGCAGAUAAUGUUGAACUCUCUCCACAAAUAUGAGCCUAGAGUUCACCUAGUAAAGGUCGGAUCAGAGCAACGCAGGGUUCUUACAUACCCUUUCCCAGAGACACAAUUCAUUGCUGUUACUGCUUACCAAAAUGAAGAGGUAACAUCAUUAAAAAUAAAGUAUAAUCCCUUUGCUAAAGCAUUUCUGGAUGCAAAGGAACGACCUGAUAACAUUUAUCAAAGAGAAUUCAUGCAAGGAUAUCCUCAAACUCAGCAGACGCAGUACCCUCAAUACAGUUCCUGGUUGUUGCCGCAGCCAGUUUAUUCUCCACUAUCAUCCCCAUGUGACAGGCAUCACGCGACAUUGCGGAACCCGCGAACUUCUCCGUAUCCAACAGUACAGCAACAUCGCACCAACAAGCCCCUGUCAUCCACACCUCCUCCCCCACAUGUCACCUACUCUGAGCCACAGUCGACAACUGCAAGCAUGUUCAGUCCACCGACAAGUUUUGCGUGGUCAAUCACAUCACCACAGCCGAUGAGCUCACCUUCAGCAAACAUCGGAAGCAGUGGGGCGUGGUCGGUGCCUGGAAGCUCAACACCACCACCCACUCAUUCCCUGGGGACACCACCACCACCUCCCCCACCGUCAGCGGGAUAUGCUACUUGGCACCAUCUAGGAACAAUGGACCUGGCAGGCCAAGGGUCACCUUAUCACCAGCACUAUCAGGGAACAGAGUUCCUGCCGCUCAUAGCAGACGAGCCCACGACGGCCCCAGCUCCCGAGUACCAUCAGCCGUCACCUCAGCCGCAGCAGCGAUCCUCUCCGGUCUCCCUGUAUCGGCACGAGAAGACCGAACCGUACAGCGAUGAAGGCACGGGCUCGCCAGCAUCACGCAACGAGUGCUGGAGUCCACUGCCUCAUGCUACACUGUGA